Arabidopsis arenosa is the source of this 1378-nucleotide messenger RNA. The record is from the annotation of a GenBank genome assembly. Lineage: Eukaryota; Viridiplantae; Streptophyta; Magnoliopsida; Brassicales; Brassicaceae.
GAUCAACAAAACCCAGUUUUUGAAUUUGUUUUUUCUCUUUUCAAAUUACUCUGUUUUGAGAUCUCUGUUUUGUAAGGCUUCGUAGAAUUAUGUCUUUGAGAUCGGAAUCUUCAACGGCAGAGAAGAUAACAGAGGAUCCGGUGACGUAUAAGACGGCACAAAGCAGUGUGACGUGCAUCUACCAAGCACACAUGGUUGGAUUCUGGAGAAACGUUAGGGUUCUUUGGUCUAAAAAUCUCAUGAACCAUUCCUUAACCGUGAUGGUCACUAGCGUACAAGGCGAUAUGAAUUACUGUUGCAAGGUUGAUCUUAAGCCAUGGCACUUUUGGAACAAGAAAGGAUACAAAUCGUUUGAGGUCGAAGGAAACCAAGUAGAUGUGUAUUGGGAUUUUAGGUCUGCUAAAUUCAACGGCGGGCCUGAGCCGAGCUCGGAUUUUUACGUGGCGCUUGUAUCGGAGGAGGAGGUUGUUUUGUUGUUGGGUGAUCACAAGAAGAAAGCUUUUAAGAGAACUAAAUCUAGACCUUCUUUGGUUGACGCUGCCUUGUUCUACAAGAAAGAGAAUGUGUUUGGGAAGAAGAGUUUUUCGACUAGGGCUAAGUUCCAUGAUAGGAAGAGAGAGCAUGAGAUCGUUGUGGAGAGCUCCAUGGUGGCGAAGGAACCAGAGAUGUGGAUUAGCGUAGAUGGGAUCGUUUUGGUUCAGGUGAGAAAUCUGCAGUGGAAAUUCAGAGGGAAUCAGACGGUUUUGGUUGAUAAAGAACCUGUUCAGGUGUUUUGGGAUGUGUAUGAUUGGUUGUUCAGCACGCCCGGUACAGGUCACGGCUUGUUCAUCUUUAAACCGGAGAGCGGUGAAAGCGAAACGAGCAAUGGAACCAAAGAUAGUAGUGUUUCUUCUUCGUCUGAUUUUUGUCUAUUCCUUUAUGCUUGGAAAUUGGAGUAAGUCUAAAUGUUUUCAAUCCAAAAGCUUGCAUUCUUUUUUUACCUGACUGUAAAUUUACAUUCAACAUCAAUCUUAGUGUGUGACCGACUCUUGAUAAUUUGAGUAGUCAAAUUCACCAAGACGUGUAAAGGGCUUGUUCUCUGAGACAGGCUGUUUUCCCCCCACGACUGAUUACUGCCGUUUGUGUGUGCUUAACACUGACCUAGACCUUUUCUUAACCAACUCGGAAGAAGAUUUGAUUAAGAUGAAAAUAUUGUAUGAUUGCUUCGCUUUAGAAUCUUUGUGUAAACACAAAAAUUCUUGUCAGCGUGAGAUUAUUUACAUGUUUUUAUCUGAGUGCAUUCUAUUACUACUUGAAUGGCUCUGCUCAACAUAGUAGACUCAGCGAUUGUCAAAAGAAAACCGUUAAGGAAACAUUGCGAUAAAUGAAGACUUUCCUG